AGAACCUCCUGCUUGUUAUGUAAAGGUGACUUUAUACAAGAGGCAAACUGUACGGAGAGCUGUACUUUCACGACUGCGAUGGGAACCGACUCCCCUUUUUUGUUGGCUGCAGUGUCUCUUCUGUCUGCCCUGCACAUGGGUGAGCCAAAAAUGUCAGCAUACUUGUUCAGUAGUGGGAGCAGUGGGUAUUUACCAAGUACUUUCCUCACACCGCCAUAUCACAGUGGGAGUGUUUCAGGGUACCUGGCCCGGCGAGUUGGUUGGUCCAGGAUGGCCCACAAGGUCCUGCCUCCCUCUGUCACUGGACCUCCACAGUUUGAGAGGACUUUCCGCGCACAUCAGAACUGUGUGGAGUGUUACCCAGUGUUCCUGGUGACACUGUGGACCUGCGGGAUGUUCUUCAGUGAGUUGACUGCAGCUGCAGUGGGACUGGUGUACAUAAUCGCCCGACAGAUAUAUUUCAACGGAUAUGUCAAGUCCACCAAGAAAAGGUUACCUGGUUUUUACCUGACUUUGGCUGUCUUUGUCACUCUGUCCCUGCUGGGUUUGAUUGGAAUACUGCGUGGAAUACUACACAAGUACCUCCACAUCCACCUCUGAAGACCUCUGAACAACCAAAUAAAUAAUAGGCCAAUGAAAAGAGCUAGGAUUGUUCAUGGGUUUGCAACUCCAGUGUCAAUGUAGUUCAUAAUACAAUACAUACACUGUGGAAUAUUACUCUCCUGCACAGUGACUCCUUAAAUGAGGUCUUCACAUUUUAUAAAUUAAAGGUUGAUUAAUGAAAUAAAACAUGUUUUUAUUUA
Molecule: messenger RNA, 803 nt
Organism: Dicentrarchus labrax (European seabass)
Lineage: Eukaryota; Metazoa; Chordata; Actinopteri; Moronidae
Gene: mgst2
Product: microsomal glutathione S-transferase 2
Exons: 4
Coding region: 79-600 (173 amino acids)
Biological process (GO): leukotriene biosynthetic process
Cellular component (GO): endoplasmic reticulum; nuclear envelope; membrane
Molecular function (GO): glutathione transferase activity; leukotriene-C4 synthase activity; enzyme activator activity
Source: RefSeq, a predicted model, not a curated record